AUGGUAGGUAAAUGUCCAGGAUGUGGAUACUCUCCAAGAUCAGGUGAAACCCGCGAUAUAGAUAAGCAUUUGGAUUUAACACGAUCCAGACCAUGUCAGGCUCUCUUACAAUUAACACGAGCGCAAAAUGCACCUCAAACAGAAAACGCUACACCACCAGCUCCAGAGGGCGAUUUCAUUUCAUUCGAUGAAAACCAACCGACACUCCAGCCGAAUGAGCAAAUAACAACAGGCGCUUUAGUAUUCGCUGAAAGAUAUGAAGGAGAAGCUAUUCAAUAUGAUGUAAACUCGAUGUAUGUAUAUGAAAUGUUAAAGAAAGAGGCAUCAUGGCCGAUUGCAUCAGAAUGUGCUAAAGAAUAUGGAUUGAAAGUAAAUUUAAUAGAUGAAUCAUCAAAUGCACUUAUAUGUGAAAAAAAUACACAUAUAAGUGGAAAAGAUAUGUUUGAAGAAUGGGGCAAUAUAUUAUAUAACAUUAAGAAAGAAGGAGGAGUAGCAGGAGAAGUUAGUAAGAAGUUAUUAGUUUCAUUGUGGGGUACAUUAUGUGAGCAAAGAAAUGAACAAAAUUAUGACGCUCAUUUAAGAAUUAAACCGUUUCUAUCAGCAUCUGCCAGAAAAAGAAUGUCAGAAAAUGUGAGACCAAAGCGCAUUCAUAUAGAUGGAUUUAUAGUGGCAGGACAAAUAAAUCUCAAAACAGAUAUGAAUUAA
This is a messenger RNA of Ambispora leptoticha, 705 nucleotides long. The record is from the annotation of a GenBank genome assembly. Lineage: Eukaryota; Fungi; Glomeromycota; Glomeromycetes; Archaeosporales; Ambisporaceae.